This is a messenger RNA of Cryptosporidium ubiquitum, 1074 nucleotides long. Its product is annotated as replication protein. The transcript has a single exon. The record is from RefSeq and is a predicted model, not a curated record. Lineage: Eukaryota; Apicomplexa; Conoidasida; Eucoccidiorida; Cryptosporidiidae. The coding region runs from base 1 to 1074 and encodes 357 amino acids.
AUGAAUUUUAGUGGUAAUAAUAAACCUUUUGGAGGAUUUGAGAUGGAAGAUAUGAAUGAAUCUGGAGGAUUUAUGAUUGAUGGGAAUGACAAUUCUUUGCAACAUAAUAAUGAAAGAAAACAAAAUACAGGUGGUGAGCAGAAGCUGGCACCAUUAAAAGUUGGUAUGAUUCUUCGAUCAUAUAGUAAUUUUGUAACUCAAAGCAGAUUUCAGCUUUUUGAUAAAGAUAUUAACUUAUUUAAGCUGGUAGGAUUUGUUAGAAAUGUUGAGCAAGAUGAUUACCCACAAAGAUUACGCUUUUAUUUAGAUGAUGGUUCAGGAUUAAUUCUAAUUGACUGGUUGGUAGAUAACACUGGGACAAAGUAUAAACAGGAUCUGGUCAAUUCUAUACACGAAGGAUGCUUUGUGAAAAUUUUUGGAGAAUUGACUUUAAUGGUAUCGGAGCCUUCAGUAAGAGCUUUUGUAGUGCGUCCAUUGGUAUGUACGGAUGAGAUUUCAUUACAUGAUAUUGAUGUUGCAAGUUAUAUAGUUAGAAGUAUAUAUGGAGGUUCUAAUGAUUCUGGAAAAGUACAAGCUACUAACUCUAACAUAAUGAUUAACAAGCAAGGAUCUAUGAAUUUUGGGAAUUCGGGAGAUCCUGUAAAGGAGUCUAAUCAGAAUGUUGUUUCCUCAAUGUUUAACUUAAGUGGACAAUUUGGAAAUAAUAACAAUAACAACAAUGGAGUUAAUUCUAACAAUUACGGGGGAAGCAACUAUAGUAAUGACCAAAAUGUCCCAAUGAAUAAACCACCAAUAAAGGUGGUUUCAGCCAUUGCACCAAAAUCUAAUCAUUUUAAUUCCGGAGCUGCGAUUCAAAACAAUCCUUUGAAGUUGAGAGAAGUCAUUUCUUCAAUAUUAGAACAGGCAUCAAGUGAAGGUAGCCCAGAAAUGACUAUAGAUGGGAUAUUUGAUUCCUUGAUUACAAGGGAUGUUCAUGUAACACAGGAAGAAAUUAGAAAUCAACUCAAGAAUUUGGUUGGUGAGGCAAAAGUUUAUCAGACUAACCCCCACACUUGGAGGGCAACAGGGUAUUAG